UUGUAGGUUGAUAGGUCCGAUAGUAGGCUUGGAGGUAUAAGUAUCCUGUUGCUGUCCGUCUGUAAGGCCUCAUCACACAACCAAGUCUCUCAUUCACUCACUCAACAGUCUCUCCACACACCAGCAAUCAUGCGUUUCACUCCUACCGACCUCAGCCUUCCCGCUGUCGCCGUCGCCUUCUUGGGCGCGACUGCUUCAGCUCAGACUUGCCAGCUUCCCACCAGCUACAAGUGGACUUCAUCCAACGCUCUUGCCCAGCCCAAGUCCGGAUGGGCCAACCUCAAGGACUUCACCACCCAGAUGGUCAACGGCAAGCACCUCGUCUACGCCACCAACCACGACACCGGCUCCAAGUACGGCUCCAUGAACUUCGGCCUCGUCUCCAACUUCAACGAGCUGGCAUCUGCUCCCCAGAACGCCAUGAGCCAGGGUCUCGUCGCACCCACUCUGUUCUUCUUCAAGCCCAAGAACACCUGGGUCAUUGCCUACCAGUGGGGACCUACCGCUUUCUCCUACAAGACCUCCUCCGACCCCACCAACGCCAACGGAUGGAGUGCGGCCAAGCCCCUCUUCUCCGGUACCAUCUCUGGCUCAAGCACUGGUCCCAUUGACCAGACCCUGAUCGGUGACGGCACCAACAUGUACCUGUUCUUCGCCGGUGACAACGGCAAGAUCUACCGCUCCAGCAUGCCCCAGGGCAACUUCCCCGGUAACUUCGGUACCGCCUCCACUGUCGUCAUGAGCGACAGCCAGAACAACCUCUUCGAGGCUGUCCAGGUCUACACCGUCAAGGGCGGAACCUCCAAGAAGUACCUCAUGAUCGUCGAGGCCGUCGGCUCUGGUGGUCGCUACUUCCGCUCUUUCACUGCCUCCAGCCUCGGCGGCAGCUGGACCCCCAACGCUGCUACCGAGCAGAACCCCUUCGCCGGCAAGGCCAACAGCGGUGCCACCUGGACCAACGACAUCUCCCACGGAGACUUGGUUAAGGUCACCAACGACGAGACCAUGACCGUCGACCCUUGCAACCUGCAGCUGUUGUACCAGGGCCGCAACCCCAACUCCGGUGGCGACUACGACCGUCUCCCCUACAGGCCCGGUCUCCUUACCCUUAAGAAGUAGAGGGCGACUACUACCUUGGCUUGUUGAGAAGUCUUUCAUUGUACAUACAUUUUGAGCUGGAGGGUGUAUAUAGUCUGGCUGUUGAUUUCGCUUCUUUCCUUUAGCCCUGAGGGUCCUUUUUGAACAAAUGAAUUCAUAGGGUAUCAUAUGAUCCCUAGUUCUACACAUGA
Messenger RNA from Alternaria rosae, 1289 nucleotides. RefSeq names its product alpha-L-arabinofuranosidase. NCBI's taxonomy places the organism in Eukaryota, Fungi, Ascomycota, Dothideomycetes, Pleosporales, Pleosporaceae. Gene Ontology annotation, molecular function: alpha-L-arabinofuranosidase activity. The coding region runs from base 130 to 1119 and encodes 329 amino acids. The transcript has a single exon. Gene Ontology annotation, biological process: L-arabinose metabolic process. The record is from RefSeq and is a predicted model, not a curated record.